AUGUCGUCGAGUUCGUGGAUGUUAGACGCGACCACCUUACCAAAACUUGGCUGUCUCGGCCAAGGCCACCAUGGCUACAUCUCUCUCGUGAAAACCCCCGAUGGUCUACUCAUGGCUAAGAAAACAUCUCACCGCAAAUACUCAGAGGAUCUCGAGAAAGAACUAAGGAUCUUACAUCACUUCAACUCCAUCAAUUUCAACAUCGUAAGACCCACAAGCCCUAUCAUCUAUUACGAAACCAUGCCGGUAAAUGUCAAGAUCUGCUCUAUUUACAUGGAAAUCGCACCACAUGGUUCACUCGAAGACAUGAUGACCAAAGCCGGUGGGAGAUUACCGGAGAACGUGGUCGGGUACUGCACUCUCUUGAUUCUUGAAGGACUCAAGGAUCUUCACAAAGAUGGUUACGUCCACUGUGAUCUCAUGCCAGAGAACAUACUUAUCUUCCCGACCUACACUCAUGGAGAGCUUUGUGAACUCAAACUUGCUGAUUUCGGUUUAGCCAAGGAGCCUAAUGGACCUAAUCCAUUGGAUGGGUCUCUGUUCCAGGGAAAUCCGGAGUAUUUGGCUCCAGAGGCGGUCGGGCCACGUCGAAUUAUUUCGUCUGCGGUUGAUAUGUGGUCUUUAGGUGUUAUGGUAAUUGAGAUGUUGGGGGCUAAUGUAGGAGGAAGAAAUGAUUACUUGUCAGCGACGCUAUCACCGAUGGCUUGGGACUUUGUGAGGAAAUGCAAAGUGCGUGAUUGGGAGGAUAGAGCCACCGCAGAGGAGCUGCUGAGCCAUCCUUUUGUUAACCAAAGUAUUGGGGUUCCACCGCUUGAGAUGCUUCCUGUUCCUCAUUGCUUAACUGACGGAGUGGUUCAAGGAAGGUUUUUUUGA
Arabidopsis lyrata subsp. lyrata is the source of this 873-nucleotide messenger RNA. Its product is annotated as mitogen-activated protein kinase kinase kinase 3. Gene Ontology annotation, biological process: protein phosphorylation. Lineage: Eukaryota; Viridiplantae; Streptophyta; Magnoliopsida; Brassicales; Brassicaceae. The record is from RefSeq and is a predicted model, not a curated record. The transcript has a single exon. Gene Ontology annotation, molecular function: ATP binding; protein kinase activity. The coding region runs from base 1 to 873 and encodes 290 amino acids.